GGCCGGCCCGGGACACUCUUGAAAGUGGCUUCUCUCUGCACUGGGGGCGGAGGCGACCUCGGCGUCAGAGAAAACAUGGCCGAGUAUGCGCGGCUGCCGAACCGUCUGGCGCUGAUUCGCCUCCGAAACCCGCCGGUCAACGCAAUCAGUCGGGCUGUACUCUAUGGAAUAAAAGAGGGACUGCAGAAAGCGAUAAGCGAUCGUACAGUAAAAGCCAUUGUGAUUUGUGGAGCAGAUGGCAAAUUCUCUGCAGGUGCUGAUAUCCGCAGCUUCCAAGCUCCGAGACUUUCUGAUUUCUCGUUGGGAAACUUAGUAGAUGAAAUACAGAGAAAUGAGAAGCCGGUGGUAGCAGCUAUCCAAGGCCUGGCUUUAGGAGGGGGACUCGAGCUGGCCCUGGGCUGUCACUACAGGAUUGCCCAUGCAGAGGCUCGAGUUGGCUUCCCAGAAGUCACACUAGGACUUCUUCCUGGUGCAAGAGGAACCCAACUUCUCCCCAGACUCAUUGGAGUUCCUACUGCACUCGACUUAAUUACCUCAGGAAGACAUGUUUUGGCAAGUGAAGCACUCAAGCUAGGUAUCCUGGAUGAAAUUGUAAACUCAGACCCAGUUGAAGAAGCAGUCAAAUUCGCACAGCAAGUUUCAGAUCAAUCUCUAGAAUCUCGUAGACUCUGCAACAAGUCAGUUCAGAGCCUGCCCAACAUGGACACCAUUUUCCACGAAGCCCUUUUGAAGAUGCGGCGGCAGUAUCCUGGGUGCCUCUCUCAGGAGACUUGUGUCCGUGCGGUCCAGGCAGCCGUGCAGCAUCCCUAUGAGGUGGGCAUCAAGAAGGAGGAGGAGCUGUUUAUGUACCUUCAGGAAUCAGGGCAAGCUAGAGCCCUGCAAUAUGCCUUCCUGGCUGAGAGGGAGGUAAAUAAGUGGUCAACUCCCUCUGGAGCAUCCUGGAAAACAGCAUCGGCCCAGCCUAUCUCCUCAGUUGGCGUUCUUGGUUUGGGAACCAUGGGCCGAGGCAUCGUCAUUUCUCUUGCAAGGGCCAACAUCCCUGUGAUUGCUGUAGAAUCAGACAAGAAGCAGCUCGAAACUGCGAACAGUAUAAUAACCUCCCUCUUGGAAAAGGAAGCAUCCAAAAUGCAGCAGAAUGGCCAGCCUUGGUUGGGACCAAAACCCAGGUUAACUACUUCUAUGAAGGAGCUUGGUGGUGUGGAUUUAGUCAUUGAAGCAGUAUUUGAAGAAAUGAGCCUGAAGAAGCAGGUGUUUGCUGAACUGUCAGCCAUAUGCAAGCCAGAAGCUUUUCUGUGCACCAACACUUCAGCCCUGGACGUCAAUGAGAUUGCUUCUUCCACUGAUCGUCCUCACUUGGUCAUUGGCACCCACUUCUUCUCACCAGCUCAUGUCAUGAAGUUGUUAGAGAUUAUCCCCAGCCAGUACUCUUCCCCCACUACUAUUGCCACUGUUAUGAACCUAGCAAAAAAGAUUAACAAAAUCGGAGUAGUUGUAGGCAACUGCUUUGGAUUUGUUGGGAAUCGAAUGUUGAAUCCUUAUUACAAUCAGACUUACUUCUUGUUGGAAGAAGGCAGUAAGCCAGAGGAGAUAGAUCAGGUGAUAGAAGAGUUUGGUUUUAAAAUGGGACCUUUUAGAGUGUCUGAUCUUGCUGGGUUAGAUGUAGGUUGGAAAUCUCGGAAGGGGCAACAUCUUACUGGACCUACGUUGCCUCCAGAAACUCCUGCCCGAAAGCGAGGCAGCAGUAGAUAUUGCCCAAUUCCAGAUACGCUCUGUGAACUUGGACGAUUCGGCCAGAAGACAGGUAAGGGUUGGUACCAAUAUGACAAGCCAUUGGGUAGGAUUCACAAACCUGAUCCCUGGCUUUCCAAAUUUCUGUCACAGUACAGAGAAACCCACCACAUUGAACCACGUAUCAUUAACCAAGAUGAGAUCCUUGAGCGCUGCUUAUAUGCUCUCAUCAAUGAAGCUUUCCGAAUCUUGGGGGAAGGAAUAGCUGCUGGCCCAGAGCACAUUGACGUUGUCUAUUUACAUGGGUAUGGAUGGCCAAGGCACAGGGGUGGGCCCAUGUUCUACGCUUCCACCGUAGGACUGCCCACAGUGCUAGAGAAGUUGCAGAAAUAUUACAGGCAGAAUCCUGAUAUCCCCCAACUCGAACCCAGUGAUUAUCUGAAAAAACUGGCUUCCCUGGGAAACCCCCCUCUGAAAGAAUGGCAAAGCUUGGCAGGGCCCCCCAGCAGUAAAUUGUGAUUCGGCCUUCCAGGUUAUACCUGACAUGCUGGCAUGUAGGUAUUGCUCACUGAAUUUCAGUGAAAUUCCAUCCAAAGAUCCAGAUUAAGAUUGCUCUGAAAUAUAAAGCAAAAGAAAUAGUCAGUUUAAACCUCCUCUUUGGGUCUUCUGUCUGAUGAUUCUAAUGGGACAAAACUUUAGGAAUGUGCUUCCUAUGCCUCUGAAUCUAUCCCUAUCAGAUAAAUUAUUUCAGUCCCAAUGAAUAAACUUGUGUUGAUACCAUGAUAGCUAGGGAGAGAGCCUCAGGAAGAAGUUGAGGUUCCCAGGUGCUUUGAUCAAUGGAGAAUUGUCAUAAAUUAAUAAAUCAUGAAUGGA
This is a messenger RNA of Choloepus didactylus (southern two-toed sloth), 2601 nucleotides long. RefSeq names its product enoyl-CoA hydratase and 3-hydroxyacyl CoA dehydrogenase (gene EHHADH). The coding region runs from base 76 to 2247 and encodes 723 amino acids. Gene Ontology annotation, molecular function: NAD+ binding; (3S)-3-hydroxyacyl-CoA dehydrogenase (NAD+) activity. The record is from RefSeq and is a predicted model, not a curated record. NCBI's taxonomy places the organism in Eukaryota, Metazoa, Chordata, Mammalia, Pilosa, Megalonychidae. Gene Ontology annotation, biological process: fatty acid beta-oxidation. The transcript is spliced from 7 exons. Gene Ontology annotation, cellular component: peroxisome.